UGCAGAGGAGGGACACCGCGGGGUGGGAGGUGCGACGUUUAAUCGAAAGUAAACUCAAUGAGGAAAUAAAAUAAGUCACACCCACACAAAAAGGUCCAACUGUCCUCAGCUGCAGCCGCACAGGAAAAAUAUAUUUAAAAUCCAUCCUGGGGAUUUAUUUAUUUUAAGUGGUUUAUCUUUUAAAAGCGGCAGAGUUUCAUCAUGUCAAAGGCUGCAGCGCUGAAAAUAAGCAGAGACAACGCAGUCAAGGUGGAAAACUUCCGCCAGUCGCUCUAUCAUGAGGCUGAGAAUCUGUUCUCCAGUUUCAUUCCUCUGAAGAUAAUUCAGCUGGAUGCUCUGCUCAGGGAUGACGCUCUCAGCAUCACAGACAUGUCUUCACUCCAGGCUCCUCUGGAUAUUCCCAUCCCAGAUCCUCCUGCUCCAGAAGACGAGGAAAUGGAGACAGACAAGAACGAGGAGGAAGAGAAGAAGAAGAAAAAAGCUCCAAAAUGUGGCUUCAUCAAGGGAAACGAGAAGAUCAUGUUGCUCCUG
Fundulus heteroclitus (mummichog) is the source of this 531-nucleotide messenger RNA. RefSeq names its product proteasome activator complex subunit 2-like. NCBI's taxonomy places the organism in Eukaryota, Metazoa, Chordata, Actinopteri, Cyprinodontiformes, Fundulidae. Gene Ontology annotation, biological process: regulation of G1/S transition of mitotic cell cycle; regulation of proteasomal protein catabolic process; positive regulation of endopeptidase activity. The record is from RefSeq and is a predicted model, not a curated record. Gene Ontology annotation, cellular component: nucleoplasm; cytoplasm; proteasome activator complex. Gene Ontology annotation, molecular function: endopeptidase activator activity.